AAGAUUUCCUUCGAAAGUGCCUUGAUCAAUAUAUUAAAGGAUCUGUCAGUUUCCGAGAUGACUUUCCUGUUUAUAAUGCUGAUCUUGACGUAGAAUAUAUUAAACUAUCUAUUCAUUUUCCAGUAGCAUUUGUUCAUCCUGUAGACAUAUUAGAUAUUCAAAAUACUAUUGAAUGUGGAACAAAAUUAGAUUUCCCAAUUGUUGCCAGAUCAGGUGGUCAUUCUAAUGAAGACUACAGUAUUGGAGAUAAAGAUUGUUAUUUAGUUAUUGAUCUUGUAAACUUGAAUAAAAUUACCAUCGAUCCACCUUCACAAACUGCUAUAGUCGAAACAGGAAAUACGCUAAAUACAUUUUAUUCCAAAAUAAACCGACAUGGAUUUGCAUUUCCAGCUGGAACUUGUCCUUCUAUUGGAGUUGGUGGACAUAUGUUGGGUGGUGGUUUUGGAUUUCUUAGUCGAAAGUUUGGAUAUUCAUCAGAUAAUAUUCUUGAUGCACAAAUUGUUUUAGUAAAUGGGACAGUAGUUAACAAUGCAAAAGAAUAUCCGGAACUUUUCUGGGCUAUUCGAGGAGCAGGAAAUGCAGGCUACG
This is a messenger RNA of Racocetra persica, 588 nucleotides long. The record is from the annotation of a GenBank genome assembly. NCBI's taxonomy places the organism in Eukaryota, Fungi, Glomeromycota, Glomeromycetes, Diversisporales, Gigasporaceae.